AUGGCAGGUCCUCUCCAGGUUGGAGACAUUAUCAGCCUUGGGCGCCUAGCCUGGGAAAUCUACCGCUUUGGAUGGACAGAGGAUCAUAACGCAACAAGACAAUAUGCGGAAUUUGGAAGAGACGUCAAGGGGCUUGCUGAGAACCUCGACAUCCUCAGCAGAGUGGUUGCAUGUGCAGAUGAUUCUCUUCAAAAGCAACGGCGACAAGGUGCACCAGCCAGGUUACGAUGGGACAGGAGGUCACUGAUUGAGAUUAUUGGCGAUUACGAGAUGACACUACGAGAAUGCGACAAACUCCUCAAAGCCAAUAGUCGAUAUCGAGUUGGAAGCAAUCCUUUACGCAACUUGGAAUGGAAUGUACUCGUCCAACCCAUGGCCGACCAACUACGCCAAAGGAUCACGCUACACAAUUCUAAAAUUCUUCAUGUAUUGAAGCCUUUCGAAGUUGAUCUUCUCUUACGAGUACGGCAGGACAUUGAGUUUAUGCACCGAGACCUCGCAGAUCGCAUUACGGCUGCUCACCAUGAUAUCCGCCGUCUAAUGGGAGUUCUUAUUCCUGACCUUGACGAAGCACUUGAUCAACGCAUUCAACGUAGCGUCGUCCUACUUGAAGUGCCUGUCGACCUAGACGACCAGUUUCGCUUUGCAGCACUCACUGGUCAUCCGGAAUAUCGCAUCGAGGAUGAUUUUGAUCUCAGUGAACUGUCAGAUGCAUUCAUACUGAAAUUCCACAAGAGCACAGUCAACUUUGAGUCAGGGAUGCUAGUCGAAGAUCGUAUCCCAACUAUGGACCAAUAUCUCAAUUUGUUGAAGUGUGUCUGGAUCUUUAAAAGAAUACAAGCGUGUCCUGCUCUUCGGGUAGCGGAUAAAGACACUUCUCACUGGCCAUCCUAUGCCCGGCAAUUAGAAGAUGAUCUUUCAUCACAGUGCUCUCGAUUUGGUCGCGAGUUGGUCACACCGAGGAUCAUCACGUCAACACUUAAGCGAGACAUGUUUACCAUCUGGCCCGAGAAAGAGUCUGUCCCUCUUGUUGAUGUGGUAACUAAGGACGAAAUGAUGGAACAGUUGCUCGAGGUGCCUCUCCAGAGCUAUAACAUAGGUAUCGAGAAGAAAUUGAAGCUUCUUCGCAGGCUUGAUGACGAUGGUCGGCGAUUUAGGGUCAUUCUGUCUGGUUCGGCGCAAGAGACUUCAGGUAAACCAAGACAGAAAACCGAAAUUAUCGACUUUGAUAUCACCUCGAUGGUCUUCAAUCCACAAUAUGCCUUGCCCACCGGCACUCAUAUGACACAGGAGAUCAUCCUACGACAAAAUGAGAGAAUCGCCCGGCUAGAUUUCCUUGAUGGGGGUGAUAUACUCAAAUUCCAACAAGCUUUCACUGGGUUUAAGCCAUGGGCGUCUGUUACCCAAUAUGAUUGUCAAGUCAUUUUCGUUCUUGGUGGUGUCAAAGAGACAAUCAUGGAGAACGCCUGUCUUCAGCUGUGGAUACCGAAGCCGACCGAGGGAUCACUUGUCACUAAUAGUGAUGCCGCGGCCAACACGAUAAAGAGCUCGCCAUCAAGCCGGCAGAACUCAAUAUCUACAUUUGCUUCUGGAGCUAUUCCCAGUUCACCUCUAUACGGGGAUAGGCCAUUCGCAUCCCCAGGACCAGCCCUUUCUCCCCGCGGGAGCAAUGGAGGUGGGCUCUCAGCAGGUUCUCCUAGCCGCCACCCUAGCCUUCCAUCGAUACCGCAACGUCAGGCAGCACCACCUGUGUUCUAUGGCUCUUGGCCCGAGCGAAGCUCACCAGAACCGAUAGGAUCAUCACCCACAGGAAGGCAAAACUUCGGCCCACUACCAGGGCCGCCGCGACAAAUUCCUCCCCGAAAGCCAGUUGGACAACCUCCGUCUCCUCGUCGUUCGAGCUCUCUUCUACCAACCCAAUCCAAUAGUACAAAUGCGACCAACCACGGACGUUCAUUUAGUAUUUCUAGCGGCAUUUCGAGUAAUAGCAAUUCCUCCAAUAGCGACGUUCGUAGCGUCUCCAUCUCGACAGGCACAAACACCACGGGGCUCCUCCAUAAGCGCCCGGUCAAGCCAAUGCUAGUCGUUUUCACGCAGAGCCGCCAAGACAACAGAUUCUCAUUCGUGACGAUUCAGAUCGAUGACGAAACAAAUAUGAACCCAGAGCGUUGCAACUGUCGCAGAUCCGGAAGGGAUGGGGCAUCGUGCGAUAUUGCAGCUAUCGAGAAGAAAAAGGGUGAUGCUCCUAUUGCGGCUCGACGUUAUGAGCAGUCAACGUCAGAUGGUGAAAUGGACUGGAACCUGGCCCGACUGGCACUCAACAACCCAGCUGCGACCAGCGAUAAUGUCAAUUGGCCCAACCUCAAGCGUCUUAGCAUCAAAUUCCCCACUGCCCAGGCAAGAGCCAGGUUUUGUGGCACGCCAAACGUAUGUCACUGCAAGAUCAAGAAGGAAGGCGACCUGCUCAAGUGCAUACAAGAACGCCAUCGUGGGUUGUGGGGAGAGGUACAAGAGAACUAUCGGAGGCAGAUGAACAGCUUUCACAAGCAAAGAUACGAAAGCAGGUCACACGUGGUGUAUGGGGUGACUAAUUAA
Fusarium sp. VM40 is the source of this 2595-nucleotide messenger RNA. Lineage: Eukaryota; Fungi; Ascomycota; Sordariomycetes; Hypocreales; Nectriaceae. The record is from the annotation of a GenBank genome assembly.